UCAUCUACACAUUGUCAAAUCUUGGAUAUCAAUGGAGGCCUACAAAGUUGUCUUUUGUCACUUCUUCUUCCUCAUUCCUCUUCUUUCUUCAGCAGCAUCAAAUAAUUGCUCAACUUCCUAUUGUGGCCGUAGCUUCAACAGAGUCCAAUUCCCUUUCAGGUUAAUCGAUCAGCAGCCUAAAAACUGCGGUUAUGAUGGAUUCGAUCUGCGUUGUGCAAGUCAGAGCACGCUGCUUAUCAACCUCCCGAGCUCUGGUGAGUUUUCGGUAAGGAGUAUUGACUACCGUUCUCAAACUAUUCAAAUUUACGACCCCUUGAACUGCCUUCCCGCUAGACUUCUAACGUUCAACCUCUCUAAUUCACCUUUCUUAGCUUCUAACUUUGAAAACUUCACUCUUUUUAGUUGUCCAAAUGAUGAAAGAUUGGCCAGUUACUAUGAACCCAUUGAUUGCCUCAGUAACACAUCGUUUUCUGUUCUUGCUACUCGUCCGGGGUCUAUGGUGACAUUUAUGACAAGUAACCGGACAGGUUGCUGGAUCAGCGGGCAUUUAAGGGUGCCGCUUGUCCUUUUCCGACGAUAUGAUUCUGAGUUUACAUACCAGCUAGAUGAGGAUAUAACCCUAAAAUGGGAUACCCCUAAUUGUAAGAGGUGUGAAGCAGUUGGAAGCUCUUGUGGUUAUGCGAAUAGUAACACAAAUAUGACAACAUGUUUCUCCAAUCUUUCCGGUUCUCGAAUACGUCCCAGAUUAUUUGGAAUAAUAGUUUUUGCCAUGGCUAUACUGGCCAUGACAGCCUCGGUUGCCAUUGCAUGAUUAUGAAAAUUGUAAUUCAGACAAAAUCGGGGGUUUUGGAUCAUAAGUAAAUAUGAGUCAGAAGCGGAUAUGGGUUAGCUGGUGUUGAAGUCUAUUUUAAGUUUCGAAUAAAAGUUGUUAGUGAAUAUUUCAAAUGUUGGUUGGUUCUCUUGCUUUAUCUUAGGAUAGUUUGUACUUUGUUUAUGUUAUUUUCUGUUGCUUCCAAGUCUAUUUAAGGUUGUUCUUCGUUCAUUAUAACUCAUGCAUGUACAUCAUAGCUCGAUGAGGAUAUAGCUCUAACAUGCACUACGCCUAAUUGUAAGACGUGAAAAAGUUUGUAGUUCGUGUGGUUUUGCAAAUAGUAA
Molecule: messenger RNA, 1155 nt
Organism: Helianthus annuus (common sunflower)
Lineage: Eukaryota; Viridiplantae; Streptophyta; Magnoliopsida; Asterales; Asteraceae
Product: putative RING-H2 finger protein ATL21A
Exons: 2
Coding region: 32-811 (259 amino acids)
Molecular function (GO): polysaccharide binding
Source: RefSeq, a predicted model, not a curated record